UGCUGCCAAAAUAAUGAAUUCUUUUAGAGAAUCAUUAUCUUUAACAGGUUUCCAUAGUAGGCUUACCAAAAUAAUGAAUUCUUUUAGAAAAUUGUUAUUUUUAGCAGAUUCUCAUAGUUUUCAUAGAAAUUCUGAAG
This is a messenger RNA of Funneliformis geosporum, 137 nucleotides long. Lineage: Eukaryota; Fungi; Glomeromycota; Glomeromycetes; Glomerales; Glomeraceae. The record is from the annotation of a GenBank genome assembly.